This is a messenger RNA of Rattus norvegicus (Norway rat), 5392 nucleotides long. The record is from RefSeq and is a predicted model, not a curated record. NCBI's taxonomy places the organism in Eukaryota, Metazoa, Chordata, Mammalia, Rodentia, Muridae.
UAAUCAAAACAUCGAGCUCCAGGUUCCGUGAGAGACCCUGCCUCAAAAACUAAGGUGAAGAUUGACUGAAGGAGAUAUCAGAUGCUGAACUCUGGCCUACAUACAUGCAUGUAUGGGCGAAUAUACCCACAGAUACAUGUAUGCACAACACACACACACACACACACACACACACACACACACACACACACACACGGAUAUAAGCACAGUGCUGGGACUCUAGGCAGAGCGAGGAACAAGCAUAUCUUGGGUGGCUGUGUCUAGCAAGAAAGGCCAGAGGGCCUGCUGCAGAGGCAGGAGACUAGACUGGGAGGAGCAUGGAGAACUUUCUAUGAGCCUUCUGUGCUACCUUUUGGUAUGUUUCAGAAGGGCUACCUGGACUGACUCUGUUUACCAGCCACAGGAACUUGGGGAUACAGAGAGAAAGUAAUCACAUGGAGAGGGUCUCUCCUAUUAAACGAGGCUCAAGGCAGAAGAGCCAGGAUGGCCUGGCUUGACGGAGUCAGGAUCCUGGGCGGGGUACUCAGUGGGGGAACUUGGAAAGAGAGGCAAGAUAGGUGCUGAGGUCGGUCUCUGACAAGGAACAAAGGCAGGCAGGGUGCUAGGUAGCGUGAGGAGCCCGGGGCAGUUGAGUUGCUUUCCCCCAGCCAGAAUCCAAGAGGGCUUUCCUUGGAACUGUCUUGCAAAAUCAUGGCGGCGUCUCAUGGCGGCAUCUCUACUGAUGUGGCUUCCUGUGGAAAGUAGGUGCUGUUGGUAGGUCCUGGCAUGAGUCUUACUCAUUUCCAGUCUCCCCGAUUUCUGUACCAGGCCCAGGCCUCCAGGGGGAAGCUUCUAGAAAACACAUCCCAGAUGUGUUGAGGGAGACGGAGCCAAGAGAGCGAGAUGACUACUCUUUUUGAGAAACAAUGCAAUUUCCCCUUUGGAUCAACAACUUGGUGUUACUUAGAGAAAAUGACACCUCCCAUCCUAGGGCUGGGGAUCCUUGGGCUUGGAGAAUGGCUUUGCUAGAAGCAGGUUUGCAGAAGAGGAAAGGGGAAGCCAGAGGGAAUAUUCUCUGCUCUUAAGGACUGGUGAGAUACUCCUAAUGGAUUUGAUCAUGUCUGUGAAGCCCCCUUUGCCUGGUGACAGGACAGUCACAAGUUGCAGGCAUUAGGGGGCAUGGACGAGGAGGGGGCGCUAUCCGGCUCAUCAUGGUGUUUAUUCUGUCAGACUUGUCUGUGGCAUGUUGUCGUUGUGAAGCCAUACUUAUGAACGUGUGGAGUAUCGUCUGCUGGCAGCUCAGGAUCGUUCUCUCCCGUAGUCUAAGCUCUUCUGCCCAGAAGGGACCAGAAGCCAGAGAGCUGGAGUCCUCAGAAUCCCCUGGGUGCCAAAGAGAGACAGUGCCACAGGGUUCGGUGAAUGGAAGAGAAACUUCAGUCGGAGUGUUGCUCACUGUCUGAGGGCCGAUGUGUGGGAUUUGGCAGAUAGGAGAUUUAGGCUUUUGCUCUGCUUUGAUCCUGGAGGCUCAGGUGUCUUGUGGUUUCAGCCACUUCCUGACUUCCUAAAACCUAACAGGAAAGCUGAACCAGCCCUUCCCAGCUUUGUAAAUAUAGAAUUCCCUGUAUUUAAGCACAGCGGGGAGCGCCUGGAGUGGUCUCCGUGUCCUUGACUAAUAGAACCUGUGUGUGCUUAGUAAGAAUGCACAGACAGAUCUGUCCAAGGAUCACUGAGUAUUCAAAGUUUGGUGAUUCCCCUGAUAGCAAAGAAUUAGGUUGUUUCCUGGUUUUGAUAUUAUGUCUACAAAGUCAGGAACCCACCCCCGCCACACACACACACACACAAACCCCUGCUUGGCAGUGAAACUGAACGCACCGUCAGACGUAUUUACUCAGAACACAUUCUUGAAAUGCAGUGUUUUCCUUCUUUCCUCGAUGGGCGUCUGAAGGCAAGAUGGGUCACCAGGAGCUCUACUGGAGUCGCCCACGGAAGUUUGGCCAGGGUUCUCGCUCUUGCCGCGUCUGCUCUAACCACCAUGGUCUGCUCUGUAAAUACGGACUGAGCAUGCACUGUCAGUUCUUCUGUCAGCACUUGAAGGGCAUGGGCUUCAUUAAGUUGGGCUAAGCGACCUGAAUGGAUUAUUCGACUAUCCACCCAGUGAAACCCAUCAUGCUAGUCUUUGUGCACAAAGAAUAAAGAAGCGAAGGCUUAAAAAAAAAAAAAAAGAAACGCAAUGUUUUAUUUGAAAGACAUUCACUCUUUGAAAGCAUUCAUGCCUAUUUCUAGAGAAGUCUUCUGCGUUUUCUUAUUUUGGCCUGUAGGACAUGAUUCUCCACAGGACAUUUUUCUUCCAACUCUCUGGCUCUGCCUUCCCCAGCUCAGUUCAGUGACCCCCUCCUCCUCCUCCUCCUCUUCCUCUUCCUCCUCCUCUCCCUUCCUCUUCUCUCUCCUCCGGUCCCUCCCAUCAGUCCCAGGUGUAGAACUCAGUCUCCUGCAUGUCCAUCAAGUGUGUUAUCCUAAGCCACAGCCCUAUUCUAACCUAAGCUUCUUUCUCUGUUUCUACAGCACAGUGUAAAUGGUGGGCAAAUAUCACUCCUUUUGUCUUCAGAAUGCAUCCACAUUUGACUGCUUUCGAGGGUCACCAUCACCACCUCGUCAGACCUGCAUCCUGUCUUAGCCGGAUUAUGACAGUGGCUUGGAAUCAUCCCUGCUUUACUCAGAGUCUCCUCAGUAGCCAGAGAUCUUGGCAAACCAUACACCAGAGUGUGCCAGGCUUUGCUCAGAUAGAGGCCCUCUUCUCCCUCAGAAAAAAAGCCAACACCACAUGGCUGUCCAUGCCUACCCACCCCCCAUUGCUUCUCUGACCUCACUCUACUCCUUGGCCUCUUGUCCAUCUUGUCCCUUGAACCUUCUUGUUCCAGGUGAGAGCCCGUGCUGGACACAUGUACCAGCUGUUCCCUCUGCCUGGACAAUUCACCCAGAUGUCUACAAGUUGGGCUCCUCUGUCUUGUCCUAUGUCCUUGAGCAGGGACUUCUCUGACCCUCUUGUCUAGCAACCUUUUGUUGCCCAUUUCUGGUUCACCCCAUAGUACCCACCGCCAUCUGUCUUCAGACAGUGUCUCUUCUCUGUCUUCUGGUUCGCUGCUAUGUGCAUUGUAUGAAUUACUGGAGAGCAAUAGCAUGUGAGUUGAGUGUAGACGUGAACUUGGGACAUUCACUGCGCCCGAUGCACCCGUUAGUGCUGUCACAGAAGGCUCUAACAUAAACUAAUCCCCCCCCUUUUUUUCAUAUUUUAGACAAGAUCUUAUCCUCUAGGCUUGGUUGGCCUAGAACUUGCUAUGUAGAUAACCUGGCCUUGAACUCACAGAGAUCCUCCUGCCUCUGCUUCCCAGGUGCUAGGAUUAGAGGUGUUUGCUGCCAUGCUUGGCUUUCAAUGAGAACUAUUGUGUUUCCAUUGUGAAGCAUCUACACAACGUCACUUAACCUCAGGAGACUCCAGGCAGCGCAUAUGGUGGAAGUCGAAAAGCACUGCUUCAUUAACAGCUCGUGUGUGUGUGUGUGUGUGUGUGUGUGUGUGUGUGUUUCCCGAGACAGGGUUUCUCUGUGCAGCUCCGGCUCUCCUGGAACUCGCUCUCUAGACCAGGCUGGCCUCAAACUCAGAGAUCUGCCUCCCCAGUGCUGGGACUAAAGGUGUGCGCCACCACCACCUCCUGGUUCUGUUUUUGUUUUUUUGUUUUUGUUUAAGUACAAGAAAUAACAGUAACUGUUCCAUGGGUUUUUGUUAGAAUUAAGUGAACUAAUUCAUGCAAAUAAUUGUGAAACACCUGGCAUGUACUAAUGGUUAAAUAAUUGCGAGCCGGUUUAAUCUCCCUUUGUAGUAGAGGGAUCUAAAGCUCGGAGAAUUUAGGAUUGUAGCCGCAGGUUACAUAGCAAGGGGCAGGGUGAAGGUUGAACUCAGGACUCAUAAUUUACACAGCUGGUUCUGCUAAGACUCAUACAGUGACCUAAAUAAGGUCGUGGGACUCUUCCCUAAGGCGAGGCAGCAGUGUGGCCUCUCGCUGUCCGUUUUGUCUGAAUCCUCCUCCCCACAUUCCAACCGACUCAUCUGAUGUUUGUGGAACAUCACCAGGCCUGAGAGACUCACGGCCUCCUGUCUCUGUGUCCAGAGUGGAGUGGACAGAUAAUCAUACCAUUUGUCACGACCUGGGAUCGAGAUGACAGAGCUGAGGUGUAGUGGAACAGUUCCUGUAAUUCUGUUGCUCGCAAGGCUGAGGCAGGAGGAUUGUUGAGAGUUUAAGACCAGCCUACGCUACACACAGAGACCUUCUUUCAAGAAUAAAAUAAUCCGGGCACAGUGGUGUACACCUUUAAUCUCAACAGCGUUCAGGAGGCAAAGGCAGGUGAAUUUCUGAAUGUGGGGCCAGUCUGGUCUAGAGAAUGAAUUCCAGGCCAGCCAGGGAUACAAAAUUAACAUUUAAAAAGACAAUUUUAGAUGCCCACUAAAUGUCUACCCUCUUCACUUCCUUUACCAAUACAGUUCAUCAUCCUGACUUUGCUUCCUGCCCAGUGUCCCCAGUGGCCUGGGCACCCUGUGGCUUCUGAGCCUGCUGACCUCUCUGGCCUGACUCCCUGGCAGCCCUGCAGCUGUCCCCAUGAUGCCUGUCCUUACUGCUAGGAAGCCUUGACUUGAAUUAAAUGUGAGCCUCAUCCUGUUCUGCAGUGGGACCCAGAAAGUUGACUUCAGGGACAGGGGGCUACAUGUCUGCUGGCCCCGACAGGAACCGUGAGCCUAGUGAGGGACUGGGCUCAAAGCAAGGAGCACGGCUCCAUUAGCACAAUGAAGGUAGAUCUUGGUUACUGACCAGCUGUCAGGUUCUCAUCCCUGUCCCGAAUCACCACAAAUGGGACUCCAGAAGGCAAGCCUUGUCCACAGGGUAAUGGAGGGCUAAUGUAAGGUGGAGGGUACCGCAGACUGAGAUUCUAAGAUUGUAACUGCUGUCUGUGAAACUCAACUAUCGAGAAUGAAGCUUACCACCACGCUUCCCGCGUUCCAGAGGUUUUGCAAGGCAGGGAUGAGAUAGCUUGCCACUGGCGUUAGCUGGGCCAGGGCCAGGGUGGGGUUUCCCUCAGAAAGCUGGAGCCAGUCUGGGGUGGAGCCCCUUGCCCUGCUGUGUGGGAGCAUCCAAGCUUCUUCCUCUGGCUGGGAAACUUUCUGCUAAGCAGCCAAGCCAGAAACUUUCGAGAGUGGAAGCAUGGGUGAGCAUUCAAAGGAAACGUAUACUGAGGACCAGGCUCUCUGUGUACACUCCAUCCCAGGUAAAUCUUGGGGUGCUGUCCCAGGUAAAUCUUGGGGUGCUGUCCUUACCUUGCUCUCUUCUGACCCUAGUCUGAAAACCUUCCCCAUGCCCCCCAAAGC